AUGGCGGCGACAACAGACGCUCGUCCGGAGCGGACGGCGCAAGUCAGAAUACACUUGACGACACGCAGCGAUGACAUACAGUUGCCGGAGACUGGACCUAUCCUCGUACCUACGGAACUACGUCGCUACCAACUGUCUACCCUUGUGAACCGGCUGCUGGAGACAACACAACCCGUGCCUCUCGAAUUCUUGAUCAACGGCCAAUUCUUACGGACCUCUCUCGAUGAAUUUCUCACCCAGAACGGCAUCAGCGCGGAGACGACGGUCAACGUCGAGUAUGUCAGAGCGCUAAUACCGCCGCUGCAUGUUGCGUCCUACGAGCAUGACGACUGGGUAUCUUCUGUGGACGUGCUAUCGAAUACCGCAAAGGCGAUCCGGAUGCAAGAAUCCAAACGAAAGGCUCUCUAUGCGCCACGAAUCCUCUCUGGAUCCUAUGAUGGCAUGCUCAGGAUAUGGAACGAAAGUUCCGAAGUGGUGGCAACAGGCACAGCGCACACGUCCGCCGUGAAAGCUGCGAAGUUCCUCACACCGACUGUAGUUGUGUCUGCAGGCAUUGAUCGUACCGUUCGGAUAUGGAAACACGACUAUGCCGAGACUGGCUACGAAAAGGGCUCUCUGGCCCCAACACUCGAGCUUUACGGACACAAGUCAUCCAUCGAGAACCUCGCGGUCCACACUCGAACUUCCCGCAUUCUAUCCGCUUCUUCAGAUCACACCAUCGGGCUGUGGAGCAACCGAAAGAACGACCUCCCUGCAGCAGCUGAGUCGCUUCUACCGAUCGCCAACAAGCGCCGCAAGCUUUCGAACGCCCAGCAAUGUCCCCAACGAGGACCGUUGAGCCUACUCCAAGGCCACCAGAGCCAAGUCUCGGACGUCUGUUUCGACGAGAAAGAUGACACGGUCGCUUACUCGUCCUCUUGGGACCACACGGUCAAGACAUGGGAUCUCACGACAAGUGCAUGCGUUGAUACCAGAACUACGUCGCAGAGCCUGUUCAGUAUCUGCCACCUCUCCGAUGCAGGCCUUCUCGCCACCGGAACCUCCGCACGGCACAUCAGCCUCAUCGAUCCGCGAGCAUCUGCUACGACCAUCUCAGCCAUGACAUUACGUGGACACACCAACGCCGUCGUCUCACUCGCCGAAGACCCUAGGUCACCCCAUCAACUAGUGUCAAGCAGCCAUGACGGCACAUGUCGCGUCUGGGAUCUUCGCUCGGUCAAGCAGGGAUCUGGUACUGAGCGGACAGGAGAGAGCGUGUAUGUCAUCGAACGAAACAGUGCGAAGGGUAGGACGAAACGACCGGAAGCGGGUGAUGGGGUGAAGGUGUUUGGGGUGUGCUGGGAUAGUACUGUGGGGAUUGUGAGUGGUGGGGAGGAUAAGAUGGUGCAGAUUAAUAAGGGGGGGGAGUGA
Molecule: messenger RNA, 1410 nt
Organism: Saxophila tyrrhenica
Lineage: Eukaryota; Fungi; Ascomycota; Dothideomycetes; Mycosphaerellales; Extremaceae
Product: ribosome biogenesis protein ytm1
Exons: 3
Coding region: 1-1410 (469 amino acids)
Biological process (GO): ribosome biogenesis; ribosomal large subunit biogenesis
Cellular component (GO): preribosome, large subunit precursor; PeBoW complex
Molecular function (GO): protein binding
Source: RefSeq, a predicted model, not a curated record